Molecule: messenger RNA, 4063 nt
Organism: Thunnus maccoyii (southern bluefin tuna)
Lineage: Eukaryota; Metazoa; Chordata; Actinopteri; Scombriformes; Scombridae
Product: gastrula zinc finger protein XlCGF52.1-like
Exons: 2
Coding region: 841-2379 (512 amino acids)
Biological process (GO): regulation of transcription by RNA polymerase II
Cellular component (GO): nucleus
Molecular function (GO): DNA-binding transcription activator activity, RNA polymerase II-specific; RNA polymerase II cis-regulatory region sequence-specific DNA binding
Source: RefSeq, a predicted model, not a curated record
AUCAAGGUUUUUGUGUCAAUCUAGUAUACUGUGUUUAAAAUGGCUGGUGGGAGCAGGGAUACACAACAACAACACAAAUAAGAUUAAAUCCUGAUUAACCUUAUAGAUGAAGAAAUAUUAAUGCUGUUUUAAAGGAACAAUAAGUUAUUUUUCUUCCUUGUGUUAUAAAACAGUCAAAAUGCUGCUACAUAUUGGCAUAGUUGAAAACAAUACUCAAUACUAAGACAGUUCAAAUAUUCAAACUAAUGAUGUAAAAUAAAAACUAUGGGUUCAAUAUAUUAAAAUUGUGGUGGUCUACUGUAAGUAGUCCCAGAGUAAUUGAGCAAAACGCAGCAAAACGUGUUGCAACCUGGCCCACUCUAACCCUAUGAAAGCACAUUUGAAGGGGAUCUUUUAAUAGCCCGUAUGAAUUAAUGAUUACAACGAGGAAAACCUCUUUCAGUGUUCAUAUGGGCAUCUGGCUGUUGUUUUACUUCGUUCAAUGUAAUAAACACAGCUCAAAUCAUCAGUAAAUAAAAAAAAAUAUUCUUCGUCCUCCAGUCCAGCAGAGAUCGCUGUUCGCUUUCUCCACUUCGCUCUGCAGGAAGCGAACAGUCGUCGACGCGGAACUCCCGCUGGCUCUCUUUGUUCGCUGUGUGUUUACCUGUUUACCUUCUCGCUGGCCCUCUUUGUUCGCUGUGUGUUUACCUGUUUACCUCCUCGCUGGCUCUCUUUUUUCAUUGUGCGUUUACCUGUUUACCUCCCCGCUGGCUCUCUUUGUUCGCGGUGUUUUUACCCGUUUACUUCCUCGCCGGCUCUCUCUGUUCUCUGGAAGGCUGAAAGUGCGCAAAAAAGGAGAAAAUGUGCGCCGUGCAGCUGCUGCGGGUGUCGGUACAUGAGCGGAUCAGCGCUGCCGCUGAAGACUUUCUGCUGCAGGUGGAAAAAGGAGAAGAAACAGCAGAAAUCCCGCUGAGAGCGCUGCUCACCGAGCGGCUUACGGCGGCUGCGGAGGAGAUCGUCGGUCUGUUGGAGGAAACCGUGGCGGAGUACGAAGACAGAGUGGAGCGGUCAGAGCGGGAGAUCUGCCGCCAGAGGAGGCUGCUCGAUGCCGUGCUGAAGCCCGAAGUCAAGCUGCUCAGAGCAGUGUGUCCCGCAGAUGUCCAGCAGCUGUUGGAGAGUAAAGAAGAGGUUCCCCCUGAGCAGCAGGAGUGGAGCUCCAGUCUGGACCAGGAGGACCCAGAGCUCCCACACAUUAAAGAGGAACAGGAGGAACUCUGGACUAGUCAGGAGGGAGAGCAACUUCAAGGGCUGGAGGAGGCUGAUAUCACCAAGAUCACAUUCACUCCUGUCCCUGUGAAGAGUGAAGAUGAUGAAGAGAAACCUCAGUCCUCACAGCUUCAUCAAAGACAAACUGAACAGAUGGAAACAGAAGCUGAUGGAGAGGACUGUGGAGGAUCAGAACCAGACAGGGACUCGCAUCCAGAUAGACAUUUACAACCAGUUAGUGAAGACAACUCUCUAGACUCUACGGAAACUGAUGACAGUGAUUGUGAUUGGACAGAAACAAAUGAAGCUCAGUCAGGUUUUGAGAGUCCAAAAAACAGUGAAGCCCCUGAGAGUGACAUUGGAUCUUCAGUGAAGGAGCGACCCUUUCCUUGCUCAUAUUGUGGUAAAAGAUUUAGCCUCAAGGGAAAUUUGAAUAGACACAUAAGAGACCACACAGGCGAGAGACCAUUCCCUUGUUCUGGUUGUGAUAAAUCAUUUAAAGAUAGUGGAUCACUAACGGCUCACAUGAGGUGUCACACCGGAGAGCAGCCGUACAGUUGCUUAUUCUGCGGGAAGAAUUUCAGUGGGAGGGGAAACAUGACCAGACACAUGAGAAUCCACACAGGAGAGAAGCCAUACACCUGCUCGGUGUGCAGUAAAAGUUUUCAUGUGAAAGAACACCUUAACAGACACAUGAAGUAUCAUACUGGGGAAAAACCGUUCAGUUGUUCUGUCUGUGGUAAAGGUUGUGCUCAGAAAACAGACUUAAAGAAACACAUGAGAGUCCAUACUGGAGAGAAACCGUACAGUUGUCCGUUCUGUGGAAAGUGCUGUGCUGAAAAAGGAGACUUGACCAAACACAUGAGAGUCCACACGGGAGAGAAGCCGUUCAGCUGCAAUAUUUGCGGUAAAAGUUGUGCUCAAAAGGGGAGCUUGAAGAUUCACAUGAGAGUCCACACAGGAGAGAAACCGUUCAGCUGCUCCGUCUGCGGAAAACGUUUUACUGUGACAGGACAUCUAAAGAGACACAUGAAGCUGCACACGGCAGACAGUCAAGUGACUGAGUCCUCGGAUACAAUUUCAGCCAAAGUAAAUCAUGAAGUUGAGACUGUUGAACCGGCGAACACGUCAUGACGUGUUUCACCACUCAGGAGGAAAGAUGAAACCCUUUGAGUCAGUGAGGUGGUGAGGGAUGCAGCCACAUCAGGGCUCAUGUUUAUCAAGCUUCUCUGACUCAUGCCUGGCCUCCCUCAUUUAGGGAUGUUCAUUAUCCAACAGUUUUAGAUUAAGACUGCUAUCAGUGAUUUAAGUGAUCAAAAUACAUUAAUUGCUAAUGUAGAAUAUGAGAUAUGUGGUGUAACGUCCAGACAAAGUGCUGUGGUUUUGCGGUGGUGCCUCUUGUAUCCAGAGCCGGAUCAGAAUAACAGCUCGGCCUUCGUUAUGGUGGCCCUGUGCUGAAAUAUGCUGGUCAAAUAAAGAAGAUUCUUCCAGGUAGUCGUGUGUUGGGUUCAGGUAGCCGAACUUGUAGAGGUUUCAGUUUGCUUUAAACAAUCUAGGUGAUGUGUCGUCCCACCACAUCUGAAGGCAAAGGUGUUUAUACUGUUCUAAACGGCCACAUUUGAAGACUGUGUAGAAGAGAGACACGAUGAAUCAUGCCAAUGGGAAUAGUGGCUUUGGUUGUGGUGUGCACACAUUUGUAUCACCAGUAGAUUAAUUAUUGAAGGCCUUGUUUAACACAGUAUUCACUGGUUACUCCUACUGCUGAAGAUCAUUUAUAGCAACCAAAUCAUAAAAUAUGAUCAUGUGCUGCUGUCGUAGUGCAAAUAUUACUAACAUAGCAGUAUAUUAUUCUACUGCUGUAACCUUUAAGGACUGCUCUGAUAUAAACUCUAGAUAUUAUCUCUACGCUGGGCUUGCUGUUGUAAUGAAUUCAUUUUCGAUGAUGAAUACUAAUGAAUACUAAAUAUAACUAAUUCGGAUCCACCUGCUGCCGGUUGUGUUUCCUCCCACAGUCCAAAGACAUGAAGAUGAGAUGAAUGUAGCUAACCAAUCACAGCUUUUGUUGUCUCCAUGUGGUAUCUCUGUAGCUGCUAAAAUCCCAACGUGGAUUUGAAUUUUUGACACAUUAGCUAUAGUGUAGCUUUGGUAGCUACACAUCUAACACCUUAACAAAGAAGUAUAAAAAAAGCUCAGAAUUGAUCAGUUGGGAGUUUAGCAAUGCAAAAAACACAGUCACAGUUACAACGCACCCAAAUAAUUGCUGUUGUAAGUUUAUUGCCCCACUGGUAACCAUACUGUAGGUAUGUUUCCAUUACUGGAACCUGUAACUUAAUGCUCUUUACUUCUGCUGUUGUUUCCACUGUCCUCCACCCGCUUUGGAGACAAGUUCCAGGAGCUGAAUUUUGGCACCCUUCUGGAGGUGGUACAACAUUAAGUUGCAGGUACUUGCGGUAGGAGGGGAUGUGCUCCCAGGGCUCUCGUCUCUGAUUGGCCAAGCAGCUAUCACUCUCUGUUGGCUCUGUUGUUUUAUCUCAACUACAACAACUACAACUUCUGUGUGUACAUCAACUUUUUAAUAUGAAGAAUAAUGGAGAACACAUUUUGGACAAAUGAUGUUUGUCCUGCUGCUGUCUUUUGAAUGAGGUCAUCUGAUUCUUCCCGGUAUGCAAAUUACAAUGAUCUGACCCGACCACCAUAGUCCAACAAGUUCUCAAAGGUUCCACUUAUGUUACAGGUCGUUAAAGGAUGAUUCUGGUGAUUUUCUAUGUUUGUCUUAUUGUCAACAAAUAUCAUGUUUGGAUCUUAACCAACAAUGACC